AGUCUCCUGUUCCUGCGCCGUGCUAAAAUGUCCCGUUUUAAAGCGGAUUUAUUUGGCUGCAACAGGCGACAUGAGUGGCUGUCCUCGACGCUAUGAAGCACUGAAGACCAAGCACCAGAUCGCCACGCAGGAAGAGGAACAUGAUUGACAGCCAGGCGAGCUGAGGAGACCUGUCACUCACAUUCCUAUCAGCGUGUCAGAGGGCUAUCUCCUUCUCGCCUUCCCCCCUCUUCCUCCUACUCACCUCCACCAUCCUCCUCCCUAAAUCCUCUCCCCUUAUCUUCUCAAUGGGCUGGUAACCUCUCCAUCCCUCAUAGUUAUCCACCACUCCAGAAACCUGAAAAGAGACAGAAGUAGUAACGAAAACCAACGAGACACUUCUAAACCAACCCUCGCUCCACCUGAGGGGAGUUUGGCAUGCCUCCUCACUCCAGUUGAGUGAGUUGUAGUAAGUGGAAAUAGAAGAGGGAUCCCUUGUUAGCACACCUUCAAAAGGAGAUACAGCUCCUUGAGAAGGAGCCGAGAGAGAGUCAUGCGUUUCCAUUUUGUGUUGACGCUGUGGACCGGCGUUUGCCAGGCGGCCAUGCAGCACUACCCUGCAGCAUGGGGCCACUAUGAUGUAUGUAAGUCCCAGAUUUACUCAGACGAAGGCUUAACCUGGGACUACAUGGCCUGCCAGCCAGAGGCAGCAGACAUGACCCAGUUCCUAAAGGUUACUCUGGAUCCCCCCAACAUCACCUGUGGAGACCCUCCGGAGACAUACUGUGCCCUGGAGAACCCCUACAUGUGUAACAAUGAAUGUGACGCCAGCACAGAGGAACUCGCACACCCUCCGAAGCUCAUGUUUGACAUUGAGGGCCGUAACCCCACAACCUUCUGGCAGUCCACAUCUUGGAAGAAGUACCCAAAGGCCCUACUGGUCAACAUCACGCUAUCUUGGAACAAGACCAUCGAGCUGACCGAUGACAUCGUCCUCACCUUUGAGUCCGGCCGGCCCGAGCAAAUGGUCCUAGAAAAGUCCCUGGAUUAUGGACGAAGCUGGCAGCCCUACCAGUUCUAUGCCACUGACUGCCUGGACGCCUUCACCAUGGAGCCCAAGACGGUGCAGGACCUGACUCAGCAUACCCUGCUGGACAUCAUCUGCACUGAGGACUACUCACGAGGUUAUGUGUGGAAGUAUGACAAAACCGUGCGCUUUGAGAUCAAGGAUCGCUUUGCUCUCUUUGCUGGGCCCCGACUCCACAACAUGGCUUCGCUUUAUGGCCAACUGGACACUACCAAGAACCUGCGGGACUUCUUUACCAUCACAGACCUGAGAAUCCGCCUGCUCCGGCCUGCGACCGGAGCUACCAUGGUGGACGAGGACAACCUGUCCAGAUACUUCUAUGCCAUUUCUGACAUCAAAGUCCAGGGCAGGUGCAAGUGCAACCUUCACGCCAACAGCUGUGUGUUUGACAAAGAGAAGUUGGGCUGUGAGUGUGAACACAACACCACUGGGCCUGACUGUGGCCGCUGUAAGAAGAAUUACCAGGGACGAGCCUGGAGUGCUGGUUCCUACCUGCCCAUCCCCAAGGGCACAGCUAAUACCUGUAUUGUUAAUAACAUUGGUCCAGUUAUUCGGCCGAAUGUGUCAUCCCUAGGUGUCGCUAACCGAAAAGAAGUAGCUCCUCAGGUUGCAUUAUCCACUGCCCCUUCUGUCCACGUUGCAAACAGCAAGCGAGACUGCGAGUGCUUCAGCCACUCCCACCGAUGCAGCUACAUCGAGCUGCUAAACACCGUCAUUUGCGUGAGCUGUAAGCACAACACUAGGGGCCAGCACUGCCAGCUAUGCAAGCUGGGCUACUACCGCAAUACCUCGGCAGAACUGGACGAUGAAAAUGUGUGCAUAGAGUGUAAUUGUAACCCCUUUGGCUCAGUCAGUGAUCGCUGUAAUGGCACAGGAUUUUGUAUAUGUAAGGAGGGCACUACAGGGCCUAAGUGUCAGCAGUGUCUACCUGGAUAUUUGUGGGACGAUGGCUGCAAAUCCCGGGUGUGUGACAACGAGCUCCUGCGCUGCCAAAAUGGCGGAGUGUGUGUCAACAACGUCCGCUGCAGCUGUCCCUCAGACUACUCAGGCCUGCUGUGUGAGAAGUCCCGCUGUGAGACGGAGCUGGGGGGCUGUGGGGGCCCCAACUCGGGCCAGCCCCCCCUGACUCCUUCAUCAUCCUCUAGGCUGCUGCUGCUGCUGCUGGGCUCGGCGCUGCUGAGAGAGGCCUCCUGCUGGCCCGCCGUACUCUGAAGAGACCCAUGACCUGGUGGGAGUGAUGAACUCCGCACCGCCUCCACUCUAACCCUCCCACCCCCCCUUUCAAAUAAUCAACAACCAUUAAAGAAGAACAGCCCUGAGCUUUCAGGACUGUACUGUACUGAGCUUCUCCGCCGCCAGACUCAAUGGACACUCGCGCUGACAAUAAAGAGAAUGUGCCAGACACAUGAGUGCAAAAACUUUACUUUUAAUUUCAAAGAAUAUAUAGAAAUGAAAAAAACAUAUACUUCUAAAAAUGCCAGAUAUUAUUUAAAAAAAAGGUUUGCCUAAUAAGAGUAAAAUGUUCAAAGAACAAUGAGACCCCCUCCCCUUCUAAGCCAUACCAGGUACUCCAGGUCUUUGAGAGGGGAUAACUGAUGAUGACAGACUCGUUCACUUCCUCUCUUAUUGCCACGGCAACAACAGCUGCGACCAAUCAGCUUGCGAAACGAGCCGGCGGUGGUCGUCGAUCCCCCCGGGACGCUUCUGCGAGUUAAUGUUGGCUGGACUGCUGCCGCCCAAGAAAUCUCAAAGAGACUGUCCCCGCUGUACGGCUGCAGACUGGCCUCUGAAACAUAAACGUUAUACUUCAACACAAUGACAAACAAAAAGAGGAGAAAACACAGGAAACAUUCUUUGCUGUCAGUGCAUUGUGGAUAGAAGGAAAUCUGUCCGGACUGCCACUUUGUGACACAAAACCCUCGCCCACGUCCAUCCCGCUCCAGCUUUCUGUCUCUUCUCCGAGCUCUUUCUCACCCCCCCCCCCCUCCCCCCGCCAUGCUGCCACAAACCUGUGCUUUCGUGAACGUUACUCUGUAAACCCUUGUUGGUUGAAAGAUUCUUUUGUCCGAUGUUAGUGAUGCACAUGUGUAAGAAGCCCCUCCCCCUCCCCCUCCUUUCCUCUCUUGCAAAAAAGAUACUCCAACUAAGCCGUCUGAUUCUUUUUCUAUCUUAGAGCCACCACGCUCCCCACGAUCAUGGUCCGAGGAUAGUUUUCACCCGAGCAGACGAGAGUUG
This is a messenger RNA of Cottoperca gobio, 3301 nucleotides long. RefSeq names its product netrin g1a (gene ntng1a). The transcript has 10 exons. The record is from RefSeq and is a predicted model, not a curated record. NCBI's taxonomy places the organism in Eukaryota, Metazoa, Chordata, Actinopteri, Perciformes, Bovichtidae. Bases 533 to 2278 code for a protein of 581 amino acids. Gene Ontology annotation, biological process: axonogenesis; tissue development; animal organ morphogenesis.